AGCCAGGAUACUGGCUGAUAGUCCAGGGAGUAUAUGUAAAUAUAAAAGAGAUGAGAUCCAAGGACUGAGAUCUGGGGCACUCCAGUGGUAAGAGGUUAGAGAGUUGAAGAAUAACCAGCAAGAGGGACUGAGAAGUGGUCAGCAAGGCAGGAGAAAAUCCUGCCUCAGAACAAACAGAAGAAUGUGCUAUUUUGCAACCAAGUGAAGAGCGUAUUUCAAAAGGAAGGAAUGACUUGAUAUUAAAUGCUUUUCAUAGAUCAAGUAAAAAGAGACUGGGCCUGACCACAGUAUUUGAUUUAACAACAUAGUAAUUCAGUGACCUUAAUGAACAGUUUCCAUAUAGUAGUGGUGAGAGCAGAAAUUUCAUUGUAGUGGAUCAAGAGAGACUGGGAGGAGAUAAAUUGGAGACAGCAAGUAUAGACAACUCUCUAAAGGAGUUUUGCUGUGAAGGGAAGCAGGGAAAUCAGGUCAUAGCAUUCCAGCAUCAAGGGACCACUUGUAUUUUCUUAAAUGUUUCAUUUUCAUGCAUUUACACAUGCCAUUCUUUCUUCCUGGAAUGCCCUUCCUAAUCUUGAUGCCUGACAAGUUCUUAGUUUCUAAGACUUACUUAUUCAUUCAACAAAUAUUUACUGUGUUGAUAUCAUUUGUAAGGCGCUAUUCCAUGAGCUGGGGAAUAUAUCAGUGAAUAAAACAUAAAAAUCCAUGACCUCCUAGAAUUUAAAUUCUAGUUGGGGAAGACAGACAAUAAAUAAAUCUAUAGUAUGUUAGAUAGUGAUAGAUGUUGAGGGAAGGAGCCACAGUUUUGUUUCGUUCUGUUUUGUUUUGUUUUUUGUUUUUUUGUUUUUGAGACAGAGUCUCACUCUGUCACCCAGGCUGGAGUGCCAUGGUUUGAUCUCACUCAGCUCACUGCAGCCUCCACCUCCUGGGUUCAAGCAUUUCUCCUGCCUCAGCCUCCUGAGUACCUGGGAUUACAGGCACCUGCCACCACACCUAACUAAUUUUUUUGUAUUUUUAGUAGAGACGGGUUUCACCAUGUUGGCUAGGCUGGUCUCGAACUCCUGACCUUGGGUGAUCCACCCACCUCAGCCUCCCAAAGUGCUGGGAUUGCUGGCAUGAGCCACUGCACCCAGCCUGGAGCUACAGUUUUAAGUAACCUCACUGAGAGGGUGACAUUUGAAGAGACUUGAUGGAGCAGAGUGAAUGGGCCAUUUGUAUAUCUGGAGGAAGAUGUUUCUAAACAGCAUUUAUUCUAAAUGCAGAAUAACCAGUAUAAAGGACCUGAGGCUAAAGAAUGCCUGGCAUAUGCUCCAAACAGCUAGAUUUUGGUGGCCAGUAUGGCCUGAGGGGAAUGCGAUAGAGGGAGAGGAGGAGGAGUUCAAAUUAGAGAAGUGUAGAGCUAGUGGAGAGACCGUACUAAGGACUUUGGAGAGAAGUGGGAACCAUGGGAGAGUUUUAGAUUGUAUAGAUUAGUUCACCGUAGGGACAGCAGCAGUGGAAAUAGGGAGUCAAAGCCUGUUGCAGAAACUCAAGUGAGACAUGGUAGUGCCUCUGACUAGGUUGGCAGCAAUGGACAUACUGAGAAUUGGUCAGAUUCUAAAUAUAUUGUGAAGGUAAGUUGAGAUAUGAGAGAGAUUUUUGGCCUGAGCAACUGGAAGGAUGAAAUUACCAUGAACUGAAAUAGAAAAUGCUCUGAGUGAAGCAGGUUUGGACAAGUUAAAUUUGAUGCAUCUACUUUAGUUAUUCAAGUGGAAUUGUGGAGUAGACAGUUGGAUACAUGAAUCCAGCGUUCAGGAAAGAGAUCCAAACUGAGGACAUAAAUUAUGGAGUUCUUGGCAUCUGGCUGGUAUUUUAAGUGAUGAGACUGUAUGAAAUCACCAAAGAAGGGAGUGUAGAUAAAGAGAGGAAGUUCAAGGAAAGACCCUGUUAGAGGUUGGAAGAACCUGUAAAAGAGACAGAGGAGGAACAGGUAGGUAGGUAGGUAGGAAAAAAACGUAGGCGUUUGAUGUUCUGGAAGCCAAGGAAAUACAAUUUUUGAGGAAGGAGAAAUUAACCACAUUAAAAUGCUGGUGAUAGAUCAAGUUAGAUGAAGACUGAGAAUUGACUAUUAGAUUUAGCAGCACAGAAGUCAUCAGAGAUCUUGGAAAAAAGCAGUUUUGGUGGAAUAGUCUAAGUGAAAGCCUGAUUGAAGUAGGUUUAUGAGAAAGUUGGAAACUGAGUAUAGACAAUUUUUUCAAGGAGAUUUGCUGUAAAGAUCUGCAGAGAAUUGGAGUGGUAGUCUGAGUAUGAAGUGGGAACAAAAGAGGGUUCUUUAAGGUGAGGAAAUAGCAGUGUGUUUGUAUAUUGAUGAGAAUGGUCCAGUGGAAAAGGAAAAAAAUUGAUGAUAUCAGGAAAGAAUUGUUGGAGUGAUGUCUUUAAGGAGGCAGGAAGGCAUGGGAUCCAGUGCAUGGAUCCGUAUCUAGGAACACAGUUGAUCCCUAACAACAGGAGAGAAAACAGAUACACAGAUACAGGUGUAUUCCCAGCUGCACUCUCUCUGGAGGCUCUUCAGGAGAAUCUGUUCCUUGCUUUGUCAGUUCCUGAUGGCUGCUGGCAGUCCUUGGCAUGUGGCUGCAUCACUCCUGUCUCUGCUGUCUCUUUGAUGGAGUGCCCAGUGAUGGAAACUGGCUCACUUUUUACCUCAGGAAUUAAGAGACAUUUGAAAGACAAAAGAAUUUCAAAGACUACUAAGUUGAAUGUUUCUCUUGCUUCAAAAAUAAAAACAAAAAUACUAAAUAAUUCUUCUAUUUUCAAAAUAUCUUUAAAGCACAACAACAGGGCAUUAGCUCAGGCUCUUAGUAGAGAAAAAGAGAAUUCUCGAAGAAUUACAACUGAAAAGAUGCUAUUGCAAAAAGAAGUAGAGAAACUGAAUUUUGAGAACACAUUUCUUCGCCUAAAGCUAAAUAACUUGAAUAAGAAGCUUAUAGACAUAGAAGCUCUCAUGAACAAUAACUUGAUAACUGCAAUUGAAAUGAGCAGUCUUUCUGAGUUCCAUCAGAGUUCCUUUCUACUGUCAGCUAGCAAGAAGAAACGAAUUAGUAAACAGUGCAAGUUGAUGCGUCUUCCAUUUGCAAGGGUUCCAUUAACUUCAAAUGAUGAUGAAGAUGAAGAUAAAGAGAAAAUGCAGUGUGACAACAAUAUUAAAUCAAAGACAUUACCUGAUAUUCCCUCUUCAGGAUCAACAACACAACCUUUAUCAACUCAGGAUAAUUCGGAAGUGUUAUUUCUUAAAGAGAAUAAUCAAAAUGUAUAUGGUUUAGAUGAUUCAGAACAUAUUUCUUCUAUAGUUGAUGUACCUCCCAGAGAAAGCCAUUCCCACUCAGACCAAAGUUCUAAGACUUCUCUAAUGAGUGAGAUGAGAAAUGCCCAGUCUAUUGGCCACAGAUGGGAGAAACCAUCUCCUAGUAAUGUGACUGAAAGGAAGAAGCGUGGGUCAUCUUGGGAAUCAAAUAAUCUUUCUGCAGACACUCCCUGUGCAACAGUUUUAGAUAAACAACACAUUUCAAGUCCAGAAUUAAAUUGCAAUAAUGAGAUAAAUGGUCAUACUAAUGAAACAAAUACUGAAAUGCAAAGAAAUAAACAGGAUCUUCCUGGCUUAUCUUCUGAGUCUGCCAGAGAACCUAAUGCAGAGUGCAUGAAUCAAGUUGAGGAUAAUGAUGACUUUCAAUUGCAGAAAACUGUGUAUGAUGCUGACAUGGAUUUAACUGCUAGUGAAGUCAGCAAAAUUGUCACAGUUUCAACAGGCAUUAAAAAGAAAAGUAAUAAAAAAACAAAUGAACAUGGAAUGAAAACUUUCAGAAAAGUGAAAGAUUCCAGCUCUGAAAAAAACAGAGAAAGAUCAAAGAGACAGUUUAAAAAUAGUUCAGAUGUCGAUAUUGGGGAAAAGAUUGAAAACAGGACAGAAAGAUCUGAUGUCCUGGAUGGCAAAAGGGAUGCAGAAGAUCCUGAUUUUAUUUUCAAUAAUGAACAGCUGGCUCAGAUGAAUGAACAGCUGGCUCAGGUGAAUGAACUGAAGAAAAUGACCCUUCAAACUGGCUUUGAACAAGGUGACAGAGAAAAUGUACUGUGUAAUAAAAAGGAGAAAAGAAUAACAAAUGAGCAAGAGGAAACAUACUCUUUAUCCCAAAGUUCAGGUAAAUUUCACCAGGAGAGUAAAUUUGAUAAGGGUCAGAAUUCCCUAACUUGUAAUAAAAGUAAAGCUUCUAGACAGACAUUUGUGAUUCACAAAUUAGAAAAAGAUAACUUACUCCCAAACCAAAAGGAUAAAGUAACCAUUUAUGAAAACCUAGACGUCACAAAUGAAUUUCACACAGCCAAUCUUUCCACCAAAGAUAAUGGAAAUUUAUGUGAUUAUGGGACCCACAAUAUAUUGGAUUUGAAAAAGUAUGUCACUGAUAUUCAACCCUCAGAGCAAAAUGAAUCAAACAUUAAUAAGCUUAGAAAGAAAGUAAACCGGAAGACAGAAAUAAUUUCUGGAAUGAACCACAUGUAUGAGGAUAAUGAUAAAGAUGUGGUGCAUGUCCUAAAAAAAGGUAAUUUUUUUUUCAAAACCCAAGAGGAUAAAGAACCUAUCUCUGAAAACAUAGAAGUUUCCAAAGAGCUUCAAAUCCCAGCUCUUUCUACUAGAGAUAAUGAAAAUCGUUGUGACUAUAGGACCCAGAAUGUGUUGGGUUUGCAAAAGCAGAUGACCAAUAUGUACCCCGUUCAGCAAAAUGAAUCAAAAGUUAAUAAGAAGCUUAGGCAGAAAGUAAAUCGGAAGACAGAAAUAAUUUCUGAAGUGAAUCAUUUAGAUAAUGACAAAAGUAUAGAAUACACAGUUAAAAGUCACUCACUCUUUUUAACUCAAAAAGAUAAGGAAAUCAUCCCUGGAAACCUAGAAGACCCAAGUGAGUUUGAAACACCUGCUCUUUCUACCAAAGAUAGUGGAAACCUGUAUGAUUCUGAGAUUCAAAAUGUUUUGGGGGUGAAACAUGGCCAUGAUAUGCAAUCUGCUUGUCAAAAUGAUUCAAAAAUAGGUAAGAAGCCUAGACUAAAUGUAUAUCAAAAGUCAGAAAUAAUUCCUGAAACCAACCAAAUAUAUGAGAAUGAUAACAAAGGUGUACAUGACCUAGAAAAAGAUAACUUCUUCUCUCUAACCCCAAAGGAUAAAGAAACAAUUUCUGAAAAUCUACAAGUCACAAAUGAAUUUCAAACAGUUGAUCUUCUCAUCAAAGAUAAUGGAAAUUUAUGUGAUUAUGACACCCAGAAUAUAUUGGAGUUGAAAAAGUAUGUUACUGAUAGGAAAUCUGCUGAGCAAAAUGAAUCAAAAAUAAAUCAGAAGCUCAGGAAUAAAGUGAAUUGGAAGACAGAAAUAAUUUCUGAAAUGAACCAGAUAUAUGAGGAUAAUGAUAAAGAUGCACAUGUCCAAGAAAGCUAUACAAAAGAUCUUGAUUUUAAAGUAAAUAAAUCUAAACAAAAACUUGAAUGCCAAGACAUUAUCAAUAAACACUAUAUGGAAGUCAACAGUAAUGAAAAGGAAAGUUGUGAUCAAAUUUUAGAUUCCUACAAAGUAGUUAAAAAGCGUAAGAAAGAAUCAUCAUGCAAGGCAAAGAACAUUUUGACAAAAGCUAAGAACAAACUUGCUUCACAGUUAACAGAAUCUUCACAGACAUCUAUCUCCUUAGAAUCUGAUUUAAAACAUAUUACUAGUGAAGCAGAUUCUGAUCCAGGAAACCCAGUUGAACUAUGUAAGACUCAGAAGCAAAGCACUACCACUUUGAAUAAGAAAGAUCUCCCUUUUGUGGAAGAAAUAAAAGAAGGAGAGUGUCAGGUUAAAAAGGUAAAUAAAAUGACAUCUAAGUCAAAGAAAAGGAAGACCUCCAUAGAUCCUUCUCCAGAGAGCCAUGAAGUAAUGGAAAGAAUACUUGACAGCGUUCAGGGAAAGUCUACUGUAUCUGAACAAGCUGAUAAGGAAAACAAUUUGGAGAAUGAGAAAAUGGUCAAAAAUAAGCCAGACUUUUACACAAAGGCAUUUAGAUCUUUGUCUGAGAUACAUUCACCUAACAUACAAGAUUCUUCCUUUGACAGUGUUCAUGAAGGUUUAGUACCUUUGAGCGUUUCUUCUAGUAAAAAUGUGAUAAUAAAAGAAAAUUUUGCCUUGGAGUGCUCCCCAGCCUUUCAAGUAAGUGAUGAUGAGCAUGAGAAGAUGAACAAGAUGAAAUUUAAAGUCAACCGGAGAACCCAAAAAUCAGGAAUAGGUGAUAGACCAUUACAGGACUUGUCAAAUACCAGUUUUGCUUCAAAUAACACUGCUGAAUCUGAAAAUAAGUCAGAAGAUCUAUCUUCAGAACGGACAAGCAGAAGAAGAAGGUGUACUCCUUUCUAUUUUAAAGAGCCAAGCCUCAGAGACAAGAUGAGAAGAUGAAGUGAAUUUAUGGAUUCUGGUUUUUCUGAAUUUUCCAAGCAUAAGGAAUCAAAACAGAAAUAUAGUAUCAAGAAGAUGAAAUGCUUAAUGAAAAGGUUUUUUUUUUGUUGUUUCUUUGGCCUUUCAUGGAGUGUUGGUUUGUCCAUUCUUAAUGUUUAUUAAUAGGUAUUAUGUGCAUAAAAUAGCUAUUUUGUAACAUUAAACUUUUUGAGUCAUUUUGGUCAUCAUAUAACUUACCUUCCUGUUUAUUUAAGCUUCUUUUUACCUAGUAGCCUUUAACCAAACAAUAACCUUUUAACCAAAUAAAAUGUGUUAAUAAA
Molecule: messenger RNA, 6759 nt
Organism: Pan troglodytes (chimpanzee)
Lineage: Eukaryota; Metazoa; Chordata; Mammalia; Primates; Hominidae
Gene: SGO2
Product: shugoshin 2
Exons: 10
Coding region: 2378-6439 (1353 amino acids)
Biological process (GO): meiotic sister chromatid cohesion
Cellular component (GO): kinetochore; chromosome, centromeric region
Source: RefSeq, a predicted model, not a curated record